AUGGAUAUCGUCUUUCAUCCGGGCGUCAAUGGCUCUACUCCCUGGGUGGAGUUCUAUCCUUACACCCCGUCCGCCUCGGCUGGAUAUGCAUUCAUGGGACUAUUCGGAGUCGCGACGGUCGUCCACCUCGUCCUGACGUUUCCCUUUCGCGCCGCCUACUUCCUUCCCUUAAUUAUUGGGGGCGUCUGCGAAACAUUCGGGUAUUAUGGCCGAGCGUGGUCACAUCAAUCACGAACCGACAUCCGAUCAUGGGCGCUGCAGGAAAUGCUUAUUCUCUGCGCACCCCCACUCAUCGCCGCCACCGUAUACAUGGUCCUCGGUCGAAUGAUGCGUUCUCUGCAGGCAGAGCACCAUUCCAGCAUGCGCACAAAACGCCUGACCUGGGUUUUCGUCCUGAACGACGUGCUAUGUUUCUGUACCCAACUGGGAGGUGCCGGAGUGCAAGUGACAGGUGACGCGCACAUCAUGGACAUCGGCAAGAAGGUGGUGCUGGCUGGUUUGAUCUUCUCGCUGAUCGUCUUCUGCUUCUUCAUCUGGAUUGCAGUCAAGUUCCAUCAACGACUGGGUCGCGAGCCCACGCCAUUCGUGAUUCAAAACCCGUCGCUCGCGUGGGAACGGUAUAUGUGGGUGUUGUAUGUGGCGUGUGCGGCCCUGAUGAUUCGUAACUUGGUCCGGACGAUUCAAUUCGGGUCGAGUCGGACCUCGGUACUGAAUACCAGCGAGGCGAUUAUCUAUAUCUUCGAUGCCUUUAUGAUGUUUGUGGUCUUUGCGGUUCUCAUUGUGUAUCAUCCGGGACGACUCAUUAAGAAAGCUCGCAAGAGGGCCACCGCUGAGCAGUUCUGUGGGCCUCUGGCUUCGGAGUCGGGGUUUCGUUGGGGAGAUAUCCAUCUGAUGUCGCUCAUUGAUUUCUAUUUUCUUAUGUCUUGA
Molecule: messenger RNA, 927 nt
Organism: Aspergillus sclerotioniger CBS 115572
Lineage: Eukaryota; Fungi; Ascomycota; Eurotiomycetes; Eurotiales; Aspergillaceae
Product: RTA1 domain-containing protein
Exons: 2
Coding region: 1-927 (308 amino acids)
Cellular component (GO): membrane
Source: RefSeq, a predicted model, not a curated record